UAUAAACACUGAAGACAGCAUUAAAAACAAGAAGCAAGCGCGCAUCGACGAGGGCUCAUCGUUCUGAGCAUUGGAGCAGCUUCUCGUUUGCCCUCUGCAAUUUAGCCAUGGCAACUGCGAGAACCGUGAAGGAUGUUUCACCGCAUGAGUUUGUCAAGGCUUAUUCCGCUCACCUCAAGCGCUCUGGCAAGAUGGAGCUUCCUGAGUGGACGGAUUUAGUAAAAACUGCAAGAUUUAAAGAACUCGCCCCAUAUGAUCCUGACUGGUAUUAUGUUAGAGCCGCCUCCAUGGCUAGAAAGAUCUACUUGAGAGGUGGUCUCGGUGUUGGUGCCUUUCAGAGGAUUUAUGGUGGAAGCAAGAGGAAUGGAAGCCGCCCCCCACAUUUCUGCAAAAGCAGUGGAGCCAUUGCCAGACACAUUCUUCAGCAGUUGCAAAACAUGAAUAUUAUUGAGCUUGAUUCAAAGGGAGGCAGGAAAAUCACUUCAAGUGGUCAAAGGGAUCUUGACCAAGUUGCUGGGCGAAUUGUGGUUGCUCCUUGAACAGACAAUCCAGUAGCAUUGCCUUUUUUAUUUUUUCCCCCCCCCCCCCCCUCAUUGAGAUUCGUAGAUGUUGUCGAAGACAUGAUUUAAAGUAUUGAGCAUAGUAGUCGAUUACGUCUUCUCAGUUCUCAUGGAACACUAUAUGUUGUGAACAUGGAAACCAAAUUGAUGUUUGUUGCAGGCUUGUGGCAGCGUUUCCUUCA
This is a messenger RNA of Prosopis cineraria, 742 nucleotides long. Its product is annotated as 40S ribosomal protein S19-3-like. Gene Ontology annotation, biological process: ribosomal small subunit assembly; translation. Lineage: Eukaryota; Viridiplantae; Streptophyta; Magnoliopsida; Fabales; Fabaceae. Gene Ontology annotation, molecular function: RNA binding; structural constituent of ribosome. The record is from RefSeq and is a predicted model, not a curated record. Gene Ontology annotation, cellular component: cytosolic small ribosomal subunit; ribosome.